AUGAGGAUGACCUUGGGCUGGGCCUACCUGGCCUUCCUGCUGUCCCUGCUGCUACAACCAGACCACGCCUAUGAACGAGAUAAAGAUAUUUAUGAAGUAUGUGGACGUCCCAAGCUCAGAGCCCGGGAUUUUGCUAUUGAACCGCGGCGUGGGCGUUGGCCAUGGCAAGCUAGCCUUCGAUAUAAAGGCAAGCACUGGUGUGGUGCCUCCCUCAUCCAGCCAGAGUGGAUAAUAACAGCAGCCAGUUGCUUCCGAUUGUCCAAUAAAACAUGGGAUUACAGCGUGAUGAUUGGUUCCAUCUAUGCCUACCCAACCACCCGCUUCAUGGCCACAUUUCUACAGAGCCAAGAAUAUUUCCCCAGGUUUAUUUCCCAGACCCUCACAGAAUUGCAACAGAAUCUCAAAGCAUCAUCCCCAUCCCAGGAAACCCAUCAGGAACUUCUGAGAAGAAAGUCAGUUCAGUUCAAACUGGUGUUUUGCAAACUGGAAGGCAACAUGGAAGAAGAUAGGAAUCCCAGCAUAAAGAGGAGGCCAGGAGGCCGAGUGGGCACCACAGGAGUAGCUGUGCAGAGGCCAGGAGCUCUACAAGGUUCCCUGGCACUUCGGGAGGGAAGAGUGAAAAUCACUGACUUAGACAGGUGUGAAAACGUUCCAGGCUCCUCGGGGCGUCCCAUUAACUCUGAAAGCUACCAGAAUGAUGUGCUUUGUGUGCUCAUGCCUUAUUAUCCAGCUGAAAGAUGUAUGGGUGACCGAGGUGGCCCCCUCAUAUGUCGGAUUCAGGAUAUCUAUUACCAGUUUGGGAUCAUGAACUGGGACUAUGGUUGUAUGCCAGGAAUCAAGACCAGAACUUUCACCAGUGUUGCCCUCUACAGUGCCUGGGUUGAGAAAGUGGUCAACAGCAGCAGCACCCUGAGUCCAUUCAAGUUCAUCCUCUUUGUCUGGCUCCUACCUCGGGCUAUUCUAGAGUCCUUCUGA
Molecule: messenger RNA, 975 nt
Organism: Dromiciops gliroides (monito del monte)
Lineage: Eukaryota; Metazoa; Chordata; Mammalia; Microbiotheria; Microbiotheriidae
Product: serine protease 41-like
Biological process (GO): proteolysis
Molecular function (GO): serine-type endopeptidase activity
Source: RefSeq, a predicted model, not a curated record